CUUGCUUAAAGCUGAGUAGCAUUGCAGCGACUGCAGCUGGCAUUUGGAGUCGCGGAGCGCAAGUUUCCUACCUUCGCAACGGUCUGAGCGAUCAGCCUACAUCGAUUGAGCCGUGCAUCUAGCGCAACCCCAUCAUUUGGAGUCUGGUGGUGUCAGCACAAUCAACCUUGCCGCCGCGAGCCCCGCGUGUCGAUUAAGCGCGACGCGUGAGGCUUCACUGCGCACGCGUCGAUUGCGUGCAGCACCGGCUUUUGCAGACAGCCCGACAAAAAACAUGGCGCCGCCGCCGCAAGGCGACUACCGCACCGUGGAACCAGGCAUCGAGGAGGCCAAGCUGAACGACGCGCCGCCGCCGCGCCGGCCGCUGCGAGCGUUGCCCUUCGUGUUGUUGGCCCUGGUGCCCUUCGGCGCCCACUUCUUCAAGGGCGCGCUGUCUGCUUUACAACUGCUCCUCCCGCUGUCGAAGGGCGAGUACGGUUUGUUGCACUCGAUGUUCGCGCUGCCCAAUGCUACUAUUGCGCCCGUGCUCGGCGGUCUUUUGUAUGACGCGCCGCGACUGCGGAAGCACGCUCUGACCCUCUUCGCGGCCGUAUGUUUACUGGGUGGUGCGUUGUGCGCCUGGGGCCUAUCGCAAGAACCAGAAAGUAUAACGCUCGCGGCGAUCUACACGGGCGGUGUCGUGCUAGGCCUGGGCCAGGGCGGCGCCGUCGUGUCGUGUCGCGCCGCCGCGUCGCGCGUCGGCGACGACGAGGCCUUCGCGCAGGGCGUCUUGGCGGCGGCAGCUAAUCUGGCGGCCUUCGGGGCCAAGAGCCUGAGCGCGCCGGUGGCGUUGUACUUCGGGGACUACCGCGCGGCGUUGGCGAUGCUGCUCGUGGUCCAGGCUUUUUCGUUGUUGGCGGCGGCGACCGUGGCGCCGGCCCCGACCAACGCGCCGCCGUCGCCGAUAAUCCGGCGCGCGUCGUCCGGGAGCUGCUUCUCGACCUGGGGCUGCCAGUUUUUGAGAAGUGAGCGGUUCUGGCUCGUGGCCUUGUGUCAUGCGAUCUUUGUCGUCGUCUUCAAGGUCUUCGAGAACUUUUCGUCCGCGAUCCUCAAGACCAUCUACGGCUACGACGUCGAGAAGGCGGGGUUCGUGGCGUCGUUGGUCCCGCUCGCUUCGGUACUAUUGGCGCCGGCCGUCGGCCUCGCGUCGGACCGAGCGCCGUCCGCGGCCGCGCCGAUCCUCCUGGCGGCGGUCGCGGCCGUCGCGGGCUUUACGUCCCUCGCCUUCGGCGCCACGACGGUGCCAGCUCCUUUAUGUGUCGGGCUCAUCGCCAUCUCCCACGCGUGCCUGCCCACGUUGUUACUGGCGCUGGUCCGCGACAUCGUGAAGGUGUCUUCGCGAGGCGCGGCGUUUGGUGUGCUCGAGACCGUGGUGGCCGUGGGCAACGUCGUCGCCCACGCGGUGUUUGGGUACCUGGCCCAACAGGGACUGCAUCCCAUAAAGCUCCUCGUCGGCCUCGCCGUGAUCGGGAUCAGUCUUUUCAUGAGACUCGUCUACAUCCCGACGCCGCCCGACGCGCGGCUCUCAUUAUCGUCCGAGAACCUCAUGAGAUUAGGAGGCUCGCCCGGAAGACUACUAGGCAAUGUUGUGUAAUCCUAUUUAAC
Pelagomonas calceolata is the source of this 1644-nucleotide messenger RNA. NCBI's taxonomy places the organism in Eukaryota, Pelagophyceae, Pelagomonadales, Pelagomonadaceae. The record is from the annotation of a GenBank genome assembly.